GAACUGUCAGGCGGGUCCUCGAAGCUGAUGAAAUAUCUGGGAGUGGACAAUGAUCAGAAAAUCUUACUUCCUGCUCUUACUCCUUCAAGCUGGACUCGCACAAGAGUGGCAAAUCCACACUCCACCUGAGGUGACGGUACAGGAAGGUUCCUGUGCACGUAUUCCAUGCCGCUACAGUUAUCCUUCCCAUCUAGCAAACCAACCACGAACCGGAAUCUGGUUUAGUAACAAGGAUUGGAAAACAUCAUCAACAGCCUUUCACUCCAAGGAUCAUAGCCGCGAGUUGGGACGGUUCUACCUGCGGACCCAGCUGUCUGGAAACCUGAAAUAUGGAGACUGUUCCUUGAUCAUAAAUCGCAUCACACAGGAAGACGCAGGUCCUUAUUAUUUCAGAGUUGAAUUUGACAAUGUGAACAGUUACAGCUACUAUCCUGCAACCCAGCUUCACGUUUCUGAUUUCACAGAUAAACCCACAAUAGCCCCUGUGGAAAUUAUCGCAGGAAAGCGUGUGAGCCUAAGCUGCAUCUUCAACACAACGUGCAAUGGAACCGCUCCUGCCUUAACCUGGGACGCUCCCACUGCCGUACGUGGAUCAGUCUCAAACACUGUAAUUCAGCAUGGUGUCACUCUGACCUAUACUUCUGCUCUGAGCCUGACACCAUCACUCACACACCAGGGACAAACUCUCACCUGCAGAGUGAGUUAUCCAACUGUUUCUUCAGAGCAGACCCUCGUACUGACAGUGCAAUACUCACCACGUAAUCUCUCAAUUACAUCUCUUGACGUGAUUAAAGAUUCAUCGAUCAAUAUAAUUGAGGGGAAUUCUGCAGUGAUAAUCUGCUCUGUCGAGAGUUUCCCAGCUUCUAAACUGACAUGGAGACACCUGAAUGCCAUAAUGAACAGAACAAGUUCUAACAAUGAGCUGUGGUUGGAGAUUCCUCACAUUACGUACAGGGAGAUUGGAGAUUAUAAGUGUGUAGCAGAGAAUGAACAUGGAGCAGUGGAGGGCCUCAUAACCAUCAAUGUCGAAUAUGCGCCACGGAAUCUCUCAAUUUCUUCUCUUGCUGUGAUUAAAGACUCAUCUAUCAAUAUAAUUGAGGGGAAUUCUACAGUGAUAAUCUGCUCUGUCGAGAGCGUCCCAGCUUCUAACCUGAUGUGGAGACAUCUUAAUGCCACAAUGAACAGAACAAGUUCCAACAAUGAGCUGUGGUUGGAGAUUCCUCAUGUCAUGUUCAAGGAGACUGGAGAGUAUCAGUGUGUGGCAGAGAAUGAUCAUGGAGUAGUGGAGAGCUCCAUAACCAUCAAUGUGGAAUAUGCGCCACGGAAUCUCUCAAUUUCUUCUCUUGCUGUGAUUAAAGAUUCAUCUAUCAAUAUAAUUGAGGGGAAUUCUGCAGUGAUAAUCUGCUCUGUCGAGAGCUUCCCAGCUUCUAACCUGAUGUGGAGACAUCUUAAUGCCACAAUGAACAGAACAAGUUCCAACAAUGAGCUGUGGUUGGAGAUUCCUCAUAUCAUGUUCAAAGAGACUGGAGAGUAUCAGUGUGUGGCAGAGAAUGAACAUGGAGCUUUGGAGAGCUCCAUAACCAUCAAUGUGGAAUAUUCACCACGGAAUCUCUUAAUUUCUUCUCUUGCUGUGAUUAAAGAUUCAUUGAUCAAUAUAUUUGAGGGGGAUUCUGCAGAGAUAAUCUGCACUGUCGAGAGCUUCCCAGCUUCUGACCUGACAUGGAAACAUCUUAAUGCCACAAUGAACAGAACAAGUUCCAACAAUGAGCUGUGGUUGGAGAUUCCUCAUGUCACAUUCAGGGAGACUGGAGAGUAUCAGUGUGUGGCAGUGAAUGAAUAUGGAGCUUUGGAGAGCUCCAUAACCAUCACUGUGGAAUAUGCCCCACGGAAUCUCUCAAUUACAUCCCUUGCUGUAAUUCAAGAUUCAUCAAUCAAUAUAAUUGAGGGGAAUUCUGCAGUGAUAACCUGUUCUGUCGCAAGCUUCCCAGCUUCUAACCUGAUGUGGAGAUAUCUUAAUGCCACAAUGAACAGAACAAGUUCCAACAACGAGCUGUGGUUGGAGAUUCCUCACAUUACAUCUGGAGAGACCGGAGAGUAUCAGUGUGUAGCAGAGAAUGAACAUGGAGCCGUGGAGGGCUCUAUAACCAUCACUGUGGAAUACCCACCGCGGAAUCUCACAAUUACUUCUUUCGCUGUGAUUGAAGAUUCAUCGAUCAAUAUAAUUGAGGGGAAUUCUCCUGUGAUAAUGUGCUCUGUCGAGAGUUUCCCAGCUUCUAAACUGACAUGGAGACAUCUUAAUGUCACAAUGAACAGAACAAGUUCCAACAAUGAGGUGUGGUUGGAGAUUCCUCACAUUACAUCCAAAGAGACUGGAGACUAUCGGUGUGUGGCAGAGAAUGAACACGGAUCAAUGGAGAGUUCCAUAAUCAUCACUGUGCAAUAUCCCCCACGGGAGACCAAAGCGUCCAUCAGUGGAGCCUCAGGUGGGAUCAGAGAGGGACACAACGUCACAUUAACCUGCUCCAGUGAAAGUGUCCCACCGAUAUCUCAUUACACCUGGUUCAGGAUCGAGGGAAACACCAGCACCCGUUUAAACACAAGCAGCCGCAUUCUCUCCUUCACUCCAGUCACACGGGGGGAUGAUGCAGGUUUCUACUGCACAGCAACAAACCCAUUGGGUAACAGCAGCUCCAACACAACCCACCUGAAUGUGGAAUAUGGUCCAGAGAUUUCCUGGGAGUCGGAAUGUACUCGGAGGUCAGAGGGGAUCACCUGCAUCUGUGUGGCCAACUCCAACCCUCCUGGAGACCUCACCUGGCACCUGCUCCGUGCCAAUAUCAGCGGUAACCAAACACACGGAGGUUUUGUGUCACAGCAGCUCAGAGCGGGGUAUCAGGUGAUGGGUUUCCUGAUCCUGACGGGACACCAGGAUGAAGACGAAGUGAUGGGAUCAUGCUCGGUUCAAAACCCACAUGGUGCAGCCACGUUCAAGGUGCAUCUUUGGGUCAAAGGUAGAGACUCCAAUAAAUGGACCUUAGGACUGGUCAUAACUGGAAUUGUGUUCAGCAUUUUCCUGGCUGGAAUCUUAAUCUUACUGAAUGUGGACAAGAGAAAGACAGCAAUUCAGCAGACAGCUUCGAAGACCAGUGACAUUGCGUUGACCUACAGUCAACUCUCUGUGAAACACCAGGGUUCUCAGAACAUGGUGGUUACUGACCCUCAGAACACAACCAGGGACAUAACUAGAGAGGAGGACACACCAGCUCCCCAGGAUGUCUUUGAGGGUCCAGUGGGAAAGGAGAUGCUGGACACGGGGACCCCAGAAGAACUAAAGACCUCCUCUACACCAACAUUAAUUUCUCAAAGCUGCCCAGCAGUGACAGCGCUGAACACAGGGGCAAGGACACAGAAUACGCAGAGAUCAGAUUCCAGCCAAAGUGAGAAACCCGGAGAGGGGUCUGUGUAGCCAAUAUGGUUGAAUAAUAACAAUGAAGAGAAAAUGACAUUGCUCAACUUUGUUGUUAGUUCUGAACAUGCUUUCCAAUUGCUGCAGCUUUUUCAUGCCCUCAAAGGUUGCACAAAGCUCAUGAAUAAUUUUACAUAUAUUAGCAGAAGCAGUUGUAAUGAAGCUUCAAAAUGCUAUCAUUAUUUGGGAACUUUGGUUCCAAAGUGGAGGAAUGAUGCAGAUUUAUUCUGAAAGCAGUGGUCCAUAACAGAAGUGCUGUUAAUAGCAGCUUCCAAAGCAGUAGCACUGAGAGAAAAUGACCUGACCUAAUUAGAAGAUAGUUAAAUUUGAAUUCCAAAUAAAAUAUGGAAUUAAAUGCCCAAUGGUAACCAUG
Rhincodon typus (whale shark) is the source of this 3839-nucleotide messenger RNA. Its product is annotated as B-cell receptor CD22-like. The transcript has 15 exons. Bases 50 to 3466 code for a protein of 1138 amino acids. NCBI's taxonomy places the organism in Eukaryota, Metazoa, Chordata, Chondrichthyes, Orectolobiformes, Rhincodontidae. The record is from RefSeq and is a predicted model, not a curated record.